Candidula unifasciata is the source of this 1050-nucleotide messenger RNA. The record is from the annotation of a GenBank genome assembly. NCBI's taxonomy places the organism in Eukaryota, Metazoa, Mollusca, Gastropoda, Stylommatophora, Geomitridae.
AUGAGAACUUUAUCAUUUUCCAACAAUCCCUCCUACUUGAAGAAUAUGGUUUACAACCGUGAUAUCCCGGGUGCCACCACUCGACUACCUGGUGGUGUUGCCAGUGGUUUUCCUCUCAGUUCCAGACUAACCGGUUCAUGUUAUGUCAUCGAAGAGGAACAGCCUACUGAAGGACAAGUUGAUAACAAUGGUAAUAACCAGAGAACUCAAUUGAACAUCCCAUGCAAUAGUGCAGGAGUAGAUCGAGAUGUGAACUUUCCUGUGAAGGAUGCUGAUAAUAUUGAUUCAAACAGUGGUAACAGCAAUAACAAUCAUCAUAACGCUGCUCGAUUGUCCCAAGCAUAUAACUCCGUUACUGAAGUGAAUCCAUUAGCAUCACUCGCUAAUGAGUCCUCAUCUUCUAAGAGCUUGUUUUCCAACGCAACACAUGGUGAAGUAAAUUUGCUGCCACAGCUUGCGUCAAAUUCGACAUUGUUGAAUUCUCUGCGACAACAACAUGCCACAAGUUCACACAUGACAGAGGUCAAAUCUGGUCAUCUUAUCCUCAUUAUUCCAGAGCUGAAGCUUAGCCCGGUUAAUCCUAAAUCAGAAUGCUCUUUUCUCUCAAGUUCAAGGACUCUACCUCACCGUUGUCCUGUUAUUGUAAAAAUCCAUGACAGAGGUUAUGAAAAAUAUGCCAUAAUAAGCAGCACUAGACGCCAGCUUGGCCUGUCCCCAUUUUGUGUGAAACUGAAACAUAGUUAUGUCAGUCAGUCAACAUCUAAUCCAUCCCACUUCAGUCUCGUCAUUGAUAGUUCUGAAGGAAAGACAUUCACCUUUGAAGCCAGCAGUCCAGAUGUGGCCAAAGAAUGGAUGCAAGCCCUGACUCUCAUAGACAGCUCACUACACAGGAGUAAUCCACAGCUGUGCUUCUCUGAAACAUCUAGUGAAGCAGCUGAACACACACAGUAUUCGACAAAUUCAAAAUCUUCACACGCAACGUUGAAUCUCGCCAUUUUGCCACUUAUGCCGGUGUUGUCGGAAUCCGUUGAAGAAGAAGAUGAAGAAUAG